Molecule: messenger RNA, 3148 nt
Organism: Blepharisma stoltei
Lineage: Eukaryota; Ciliophora; Heterotrichea; Heterotrichida; Blepharismidae
Source: the annotation of a GenBank genome assembly
AUGGGCUGGCUUGAAGAUUCAUUAGUGAAGCUAAAAAAUAAUCGGCCCAUUUUCUGAGAUUGGGCAAGGUUUAUAGAUUCAAUAGACCCAAUUGAGCCUCAUCAAUAUUACAGAAUCCUCCAAGAAUAUCUCUCAACUCGCACAUACUUAAUUGGUGAUGAAAUAUUCCCUGAGGAUCUUUAUCUUGUCAAUAAACUCAAACAAAUCCCAACGUUCACCAAAGUUCUAUGUGGGACUAAAAAACCAGAACAUUUGUGUAGGUGGUUUAACCAAGUAUUUUCCACCUUUCCAGAUGAAAAACACGAAUACUAUUUAAAGCAUAGCAAUGUAAUCGACAAUCGUUUAAUAAAAGCUAUUAGAGAAGGUGACUAUUCGAAGUUCGAAAUGCUUCUAGAUCUGAUUGACGUUAAUGCCAAAGAAAGUGAAUCAGGUCCAAGGCCUAUCCAUAUUGCAUGUGAAACUGGAAAUUUUGAGAUCUUAGUGAAACUGUUACAAAAAGGGGCCAGUAUUGAAACAAAAGAUGAUGAAGGACUUACUCCUAUUUUCUAUGCAAUUCAAAAUGAUCAUAAAGAGAUAGUUGAAUAUCUAAUUGCAAACGGUGCUAAUAUUAACCAUAUUGAAUACCUUAAAAUAAAACUUAUUACAGGUUGGCUUGCUUGCCUAUAGGUAACGCAGCCACCAAGAAUCCAGCAGCGGAUUCACCAUCUUUGCGACGUCGACAGGGAGACGCUAGUUGGGAUGAUUAAUUUUGUGAGUAUAGGCUCUUGCACCACCUUUUCUCUUCUUCACCACCUGAUUCCAUGGCGGCUGCGAAGUAAGGCUCUAUGCUCUCUCUCCUCCUUGUCUUGUCUUGUCUUGUCUUGUCUUGUCUGUUCAAGUGCUGAGUGGGAAGGCUAUGGACUUCUAAAGCUUGCUGCAUGGGCUUCUCGAAGGUUGUUCGCCUAAAAACCCAAAAAAGAAAAAAUUCAAAGCCUAAAUUGUAAUUCUCAGUUCACGCUGGGCUUUCCCUUUCCAACUCUGAAUCCACCCUUUCCCUCGAGGUAAAAUCCAAUUUUAAAAAGCGGACUAGGGCUAGGCUCUGUGAUAUAAUUAUGUGCUCGAGGUUGCAUUGCCAAGAGACGUCAUAUUUAAUUAUAACUAUAUCGAAGACCAAAAAAGAAGCUUAUUAUAUUGGACAGCAAGUCUAGGAAAAAUUGAGUACAUUGAUAAACUUUUAGAAAAGAACUGUGAUCCUAAUAUUCAAACCAGACUAGGCAGAACUUGUUUAAGCAAAGCAGCAUGAAAUGGGAAUUUAGACGUCUUAAAAAGGCUUCUUAAAGUUCCUAGUAUUGAUGUAGACAUUCCUGAUUCUAAAGGAAGAACUGCACUGCAUAAUGCGAUCUGGGGACCUGCUGGAGGUAGGUCAGGGAAAAAGAUGGCAGAAACAGAAGGUGAUAGUCCUGAAUGCGCUAAGCUUUUGAUUGAAGCUGGAGCUAAUAUUGAAGUCGAAGACAAUGCUGGAAAUACCCCAAUUUGUAUAGCCUGCUCCACUUAUGCAUUGGAUUCAUUAAAGUUAUUAAUAGAGUGUGGUGCAGAUAAAUUUCAUGAAAGCAAAGAUGGAUACUCACCUUUGCACCAAGCUUUAGCAAGAGGAAACAUUGAGUGUGCUGAAAUUUUAAUUCAAAAUGGAGUUGAUCCAAAUCAGAAAAGCAAAGGAGGAAGGAGUGGCUUAGAAGUGUCAAUUCAAUUCGGACAAGAUGAGUGUGUUGCUUUUUUGUUGGAGUUUAAAAUAGAUUGCUCUCAAAAAGAGGUUGAAUAUUGCAUGAAAUAUGGAAGCCAAAUAAGUCUUGGGAUGCUUAUUGAUUAUUAUGGAAAAUGGCAAGGGAUGGUUGAAUAUUGUUUAUUGGAAGGGAAUGAUAAUUGUGCUAUGUGGAUGCUGGAAAAUAUUGAAAGUUUGAGUCUUGAAGAAUUAAAAACAGCUUUUAAGAGAAAUGAGAAGAUUAUUAAAAUGGCCUUGGAAAAAUGAAAAGGAACACUUCCAAAAGAAAUUUUGGAACUUGGAUUGGAGUAUGAAUUUGAUGUUUCAAAAAUUUUGGCUAAAGUAAAGCCAUCCUUGAAAGCUUUACAUACAGCAAUUAUUAAAGGAAAAGAAGAAAUUGCAAUAGAUAUGAUAAAACACUACCCAAAACUUCUGCAAAAACUUAACCCUCUCACAGGGAGAACUGCCCUUCAUUUAGCUGCAGAGCAUGGCUUUUGCAAUUUGGCAGCUGCCUUAAUAAGCUCUGCUCCCAACCCUUGUGAAUACAUCAACUUGCUUGACACUCAGGGGCUUUCUGCAAUGAUUAUUGCAGAAAUCCACAAAUUCCACUAUUUUACCGAACUUUUAAAAGACCUCUAUUCACAAGUCUCCAACAGAGAAAUCAUUACACACAUAAAAAGCAUUGAAUACGAAGAAACUGAUGAAGAAAUCCCUAUUCACCCAUAUGCAAACAUCGAAAUGCCAACCGAAUACUUUGAUAUCAAUAUAGAGCUUAAAGAUAUACCCAGCACAGAACUUAUAUGGGUUGAUACUGUUGAAAAGCUUGAAAGAAUGAAAGAAUAUUUGCAAGAAAUAAAAGUUAUUGGAAUUGAUCUUGAAUAUUUCACGUUUGCAUAUAGAAAAGGCUGCAUUUCUUUAGUUCAAAUAUCAAGCGGAGCCAAAGAUUUUGUAGUGGACCCUCUUAUAAAUAGAAAAAACGUAGGGGAAUAUUUGAAAGUUUUGAUGAGAGACCCAGGAAAAGUUAAAGUCCUUCAUGGUGCAGAUUCUGAUUUAAUGUGGCUUCAGAAUGAUUUUCUAGCGUAUGCUAUCAAUGUUUUUGAUACAGCUAGAGCAUACAGGAUUAUUAAAGGUGACGCUGAUCCUCCUUCCUUAGCAAUUCUGCUAUAUGUUUAUUUGAAUGUAAAAGCAGAUAAAACUUUUCAAGUGGCAGAUUGGAGAAUAAGACCGUUGCCUCAGCCUAUGAUGGAAUAUGCUAGAACAGAUGCACAUUAUCUUCCAGAACUUUAUCAAAAAUUAAUUGCACAGAUGAGCUCCAAAAAUUUUGAAGAGUUAGCAAAAAUGUGUAAUAGCUUAUGCCUUAGAAAUCCAACAAGCAAAUAUUAUAAAUUAAAUAUAUUAAAUUGUGGAUAA